CCCCCGAUUAGACCGAUCGAGAGCGCGCUUUGGUGGCAAGCCAGGCUCAUGGUGAUGAUGUCAGUUUCCCGUGCCUUGCCAUUCAGCUCCUUAAUUCCAGUUUCUGUUGCUGUUCGAGCAUUACUCCGAAAGUGUGGCUCGUCUGUGCGCUUCGGCUCGCCAUGUCCGAGGAUGACGAAGUGGAUUUAAACUACCCUGACAGUGUGAAUGCCCACAGUAAUGGCGCGUACAUCCCCCCCUCGGGUGUGUGCUGGAUUUCAGUCCUGUCCUGUCUGCUGCUGGCGUGCUCCUAUGUAGGGAGCCUGUACGUGUGGAGGAGCGAUUUACCAAGGGAUCACCCUGCUGUGAUUAAGAGGAGGUUCACCAGUGUUCUCAUCGUCUCCACACUCUCGCCUCUCUUCGUCUGGGCAUGGAAGGAGUUCACAGGCAUCCGAUCCAGUCAGUCGCUGCUAGCUCUCAUGGGUAUCCGUGUGGAGGGCCUCUUCGCCGCAGCCACCCUGCCCCUCCUCCUCACCAUGGUGCUGUUUUUGGGGCCGCUGAUCCAGCUCGGCAUGGACUGCCCCUGGGACUUCAUCGACGGGCUCAAGGUUGGGUUUGACCCGCGGUUCUGGCUGCUCUGCCUGUCUGAUAUGCGCUGGCUGCGGAACCAGGUGGUGGCUCCUCUGACGGAGGAGCUGGUGUUCCGUGCCUGCAUGCUGCCCAUGCUGGCUCCCUGCGCUGGGCUGAGCCGGGCCAUCUUCACCUGCCCACUCUUCUUCGGAGUCGCUCACUUCCACCAUGUCAUCGAACUGCUGCGAUUCAAACAGGGGACCGUAGGGGGCAUCAUCCUGUCCGCAGUGUUUCAGUUCUCGUACACGGCUGUGUUUGGGACAUACACAGCUUUCAUCUUCGUCCGGACAGGCCACCUGAUGGGGCCGGUGCUGUGCCACUCGUUCUGUAACUACAUGGGCUUCCCUGCCCUGAGCGCCGCGCUGGAGCACCCCCAGAGAGCCCCCAUCAUGACCUGCUACCUGCUGGGCGUGCUGUUCUUCCUGCUGCUGCUCUUCCCCAUGACGGAGCCUGUGUUCUACGGGAGCGUGCCACUGUGCAGCCUCGCUAGGACAGCCCAUGGGGGUGCCUCGCUGUGCUCCUGACCCCUGCCACUGAACAAUCCCCCCGCCUCCCCCAGGACAGCGCAGCAGCUUCCUCUAUUCAGCAUGUAUUCAUGCCUGUGAGGGUUAGGUAUGCAGCACUGCUUCCCAGUGUGAGUCCCUAAUGAUUUUCCUCCACUCCUCACCCACGUCUCAGAUCGCCAGUUUCAUUUCUAGACGGUAGAUGUUUUGUCUGACAACAGCAAUGCAAGGAUGGGAAUUAGACUUCCACUGCAGCCCCAUUCUUUGAUUACGGAUGUGAACCAAGGCUUCAGCAAUUCAAUCAACAUUAUCACUGCCCCCUUUCUUCUGUUGAAGAUGUUUUGGCUGCUUGUAUACUGUAUUGGGGCAGCAGUUUGAUUGUGGAGCUGCCACUGGAUUUGGUUUCUCACACUGUCCAGCUACAAGAAUUCAAUUGCUUCUAUUUUAAAAUGGAUGAUAAUAUUUUAACAAUUCUUUGCAGGAUGCAUCACUUUACACAACGAGAGUAUAUAUAGUUAAAUAACCUUUUUGUAUUCAAUGCUAGAGUGAAUAUUAAUCUAGCAUUCUCUAUCUGUCUGUCUGUCUAUAUACCACAAGUGUGCAGACAUCAUGUAUCAAAUACCUUUCAUAUUGAAUCUAUCUGUCUCUAGAUGCACAUCAAACAAGUGGUAAGACCUGAUUCUGUAGUUCAAAACUAACAGUGCAUAUCCCCAGACACUUAGAUCUGCACAUAUAUCUAGAGAACAGCGCAACCAAUAGUAGGGUAACUUGCUUAGGGCAUUCUUUAGCAUUACUUUAAGUGGGCUUCUUUACAAUACUGUGGUAUUUUACAAUAAACUCUGUACACCCUCUCCCCUUAUUACCUACUGCUGGCUUGCACUCGGGAUCUAAGCCAUGUACUGCACAAUCUCAUGUGCACAAUCCAAGUCAUCUUAAACGAUGCACACUGUGUGAUAAAAUGUAUUACUUGCCAUGAGGGCGUAUUCACACGUACAGUAAAUAAAUAUAACCAAAUCUAUCUCAACCUGCAGAAAGCCAAACCCUAAUCUUUGAGUCAAAGUAAGAAUAAGCAUCACCUAGAACCUUUAUAAUGAAGUCUGUUACUUGGACAGCAACACUGUGUAGUGUUCAGACUGUAUUACGUUCCCUUGACUCUCCACUGCUUCACCUUAUCCUGCGACUCUCCACUGCUUCACCUUAUCCUGUGACUAUCCACUGCUUCACCUUAUCCUGUGACUCUCCACUGCUUCACCUUAUCCUGUGACUCUCCACUGCUUCACCUUAUCCCGUGACUCUCCACUGCUUCACCUUAUCCCGUGACUCUCCACUGCUUCACCUUAUCCCGUGACUCUCCACUGCUUCACCUUAUCCUGCGACUCUCCACUGCUUCACCUUAUCCUGCGACUCUCCACUGCUUCACCUUAUCCUGCGACUCUCCACUGCUUCACCUUAUCCUGCGACUCUCCACUGCUUCACCUUAUCCUGCGACUCUCCACUGCUUCACCUUAUCCUGCGACUCUCCACUGCUUCACCUUAUCCCGUGACCCUCCACUGCUUCUGAAAUUCAAUGACAAAUGCUUCCACUAGAAGACUUAUCAAUGUCUUCAAAUGUUGGAUCUCUCAUGGCAUUAUUUUAUUUUAUUUUCCAUUUAUUUUAUUGUCAAUGAGACAAAUUAGAGACUCUGAGACACUAGCGCCAUCUAGUGCACAACACCUAGUGUUUUUAGCAAAACAAAAAGAUUGCUCACUCUGGCACUGGCUCUUCUAUAAAAGGUUUGCCUCAGAGUCAAAGCAGCUUCACAGUAUUUUAUUGACCAUUCUCUGAGACCUGAAUGACCCACUACUCGCAGAGGGAGGGGAACCACUGGAAGAGCACAGAGAGACACAGAUAGAACGGAUUGCAGAACCGGUCUAGUGGAAGGAAUACAAUCCUCUUCAAGGGCCAGAGGCUGAAUGGGCAUUUUCAAACUCACCUAUUUUCACACCAUUGAAUUUUGUAUAUCUAGAAUACCGAGAUGUUUAUAUAUUGAGAUCUAUAUUUUCUACUAAGAGUUAUUUUGGUGACGAGAGUGUAUUAUUCAACAGAAAUAUUAAUAAAGAAUACAACUGCAUGCUUUAUUAACUGUUUAAAACAGAUUUUAUGACAAUCUUACUGGAUGUAAAGACAUUUUCAUGAAAAAAUUGGAAUUUGGAUAAUAAAUUAUGUAAUUUUUACGAAUUUAAAUGUUGAUUUGUGCUUACUAUUAGUGUGUGUUUGCUUUAAACUAAAUUUGAGGUUUAAGUGUUUACCUGUAUGGGUGUGUGAUUAAUUGUAUUUGUUUGAAGUCUGUCUAACACUGGGUUUUUAGGUAAUGAAAUAAUUCUAUAAAUCUUUCCUGUCAUAGACUUUCAUCUGCCAGGUGUUGAAAUGUAAGUUUUGCAUGUUCUAGGAAAUGUAUCACUUGUUUCAAUUGGAACGACAAAUCUGUGUAGAAUCAACAUCCUCAACCAGGCGCUCAGUGUGAAUAAUCAGAUACCAGGCUGGUGCUCUUUCUGGGAGGGGUUUCAUCACUUCCCCCUUCAUCUGAAGGACCAGACUCUGUAAGACUCCACUUUGGGCAAUCCAGCGUGCCUGGAAGUUAGCAGCACACUGGAGAGCAUGUGGGCGGGGUCAUUAGUCAUUUCUAGCAAAACCGUCACCCGAGUAUCAGUGCAUACUUUA
Messenger RNA from Acipenser ruthenus (sterlet), 3813 nucleotides. RefSeq names its product CAAX prenyl protease 2-like. The record is from RefSeq and is a predicted model, not a curated record. Gene Ontology annotation, cellular component: endoplasmic reticulum membrane. Lineage: Eukaryota; Metazoa; Chordata; Actinopteri; Acipenseriformes; Acipenseridae. Bases 162 to 1133 code for a protein of 323 amino acids. Gene Ontology annotation, biological process: CAAX-box protein processing. The transcript is spliced from 8 exons. Gene Ontology annotation, molecular function: metalloendopeptidase activity.